Plasmodium yoelii is the source of this 2142-nucleotide messenger RNA. RefSeq names its product conserved protein, unknown function. The transcript has a single exon. The coding region runs from base 1 to 2142 and encodes 713 amino acids. The record is from RefSeq and is a predicted model, not a curated record. NCBI's taxonomy places the organism in Eukaryota, Apicomplexa, Aconoidasida, Haemosporida, Plasmodiidae.
AUGUACAUACAAUAUAGACUAUUUAGUGAGCACUCCUUAUGGAGAGUAUUAGAAAUAAACAAAAGUGAGAAUUACAUUUUGGUUAGUGAGUUAAAAAAUAUAAUAAGGAAACAAAGUAAUAUAAAUUAUAAUAACAAAAUUGAUAUAUAUUUUUCGUUAUAUCAAAAUGAAGAUAAUGAAGAAGAUAUAAAUAAGAAAAGUCGAAAUAUUUCAAAAGAAAUAAAAUAUUUAGAUGUGGACGAUAAGAUAUAUAAUGGGAAUAAAAUACUUGUACAUAGAGAUGUGAAAAAAAAGAAUACUGUUCAUGAUAUAACACAUAUAGCUAAAAAGGAAAUAAUAUUAGAUGUUGAAGAGAAACAAAAAGUAAAUUUACCAAAUGAAUUUUUAUGUAAAAUUUGUAAUUAUAUGUUAAUAGAAUCAUAUAUUAUAGUGUGUAAUAAUAAUUGUGGUUAUUCUGUUUGUAAAAGUUGUAUAUUAUUUUAUAUAUUUAGUUGUAUAAUUAAAGAAGAUGAAAAAAAAAAAAAUUACAUUGAUUUAUCUUUAAUAAAAAAUGAUGAUAAUAUAAUAAAAUGUCCUAUUUGUAAAGGAGUACUAAAAUAUUGUAUUAUAAAUAAAAAAAUGGAAUUGACUUUAAAAAAAUUACAAGAUGAACGGAAUGAUAUUGACUCGUUUAAUUUUAUUAUUCAAGAAAGAAAUAACAAAUUUGUAAAAAUAAUUGAAAAAAUGAAAAUACAAAAUUUUGAUUAUUCAAGUAUAGAAAACCGUAACAAUGAUACCACAAAUAUUUACACAUUAUUUAAUAAUCAUGUUUUUAAAACUAUUGAAGAAAAAUAUAUAUAUUCAACUAGCAAUAAUAAUAACAAUAAUAAUAAAACAAAUGAACAAAUCGAAAUUGAAGAAAAGCCAGUUUUAAAUCAUUUUCUAUAUUUAAUGGAUAGUAAUAAACUAAAUUCUAUCAAAGAAUAUCUAAUGGUUUAUAUAGAUUAUGAUAGUUGUAUAUUUGACACUAUACAAAAAAUGAAUAUAAAAAAUAUUUCUGACCAUAUAAAUGAAAAUAAACUACUACAAGAUAAGUUAUACUCACACGAAGAUGAUACUAAUAAUGAUAAUACUAUAUCUAAAAGUGAUAAAAAUAAUAGCCAAGAAGAAAUCGAUGAAAAAUUAUACACUAAAAAUAAAGCAUACAUAAUUCCUAUAUCGUUUGUUGGUGGAGAAACUUCAUAUUCCUUAAUUGGUGUUUUUUAUAUUAGUGAUUUGGUUAGUUCAUUUAAUAGUGUAAAUAAUAAAGAUAAAAAUGAAAAACAUGUUAAUAAUAAAAUAGAAAAUUUUAUGAUGAAAUGGCAUGGAAACGAUAGUAUUGGAAAUAAUGUUAAUAAAGAAAAUAUUAUGAACAAACUAAAAAAUGGUGAUAUAUAUAAGGUAGAAUAUGUUAAUAAAUAUGAAAAAACAUGUUUUAUUCCAGUAAGGAAACAACCAUUAUAUAAUAUUAUAAAUACAAAAAGAAAUAAAACAAAAAAAAAAACAAAUAUCGAAAUUGUGUUAGAAUUAAAAAAAUUUAUGGAAAUUGUUUUAACUGUUGAUAAUUAUAUUAGAUAUGGUAGUAGACCAAAUAAUUAUGAAAUAAAAAAAGUUGUUACAUCGGGAGGGGAUGAUAUAUCUGUGGAUACUGGAAUUGGUGGUGGGGUAAAUAUCCCAUUUAAUAAUAUGGAUGAAAAUGAAAAAAAAAAUAUGAACGUUCAGAAAAAUAAGGAAUUACAAGAUAUUUCAUAUAUUAUUGGAAAUAAUCAAGAUAUUAAUUCUCAGACAAAUUAUGAAGGAACUUUACAACCUAAUUAUCCAUCUGAAAAUAUCUCUAUUUUAACAAAACAUACUGAAUUUCAAGAAAUAUAUGAAAUUUUAUAUAGUACAAAAACUGUGCCAAUUUCUAUACAAAAUAUUUUUAAUAUAAAUAACCCUUAUGUUGAUUAUUGUGCUAUACUUCCUUUUUUAACAAAAGAAGAAUUUUUAUUUUUUCGAAAAUUGCAACGUAUUUAUAAAGAAAAAUACUUGAAAAAGUUGUACAAGCAUGUUAAGGAAAACAAUUUGAAUAUAAACAUUUUUUCGAAUGCGGUUAAUUCGAUAUUCUUUUCGACGAUUAGGUAG